This is a messenger RNA of Silurus meridionalis, 1340 nucleotides long. RefSeq names its product sirtuin 2 (silent mating type information regulation 2, homolog) 2 (S. cerevisiae) (gene sirt2). NCBI's taxonomy places the organism in Eukaryota, Metazoa, Chordata, Actinopteri, Siluriformes, Siluridae. Bases 138 to 1286 code for a protein of 382 amino acids. Gene Ontology annotation, molecular function: histone deacetylase activity, NAD-dependent; NAD+ binding. The record is from RefSeq and is a predicted model, not a curated record. The transcript has 16 exons.
CAACAAAAAAAAUCUACGUUUCCGUUUCCAGCCGGACGAAUGAUCGGGACGCACAACAACAAAGCACUUGUCCCUUUAAACGAAUAGCUGGUGUUUUUAAAACAUUUUCUUCAAGUAUAAGAUUUAUAGGCGUAUAGAUGUCUGAUUCACAAGCACAAACCAAACCAUCUGAGGAGGAACCUGAGACACCUGACCACGAGGCCGAGUCAGACAGCAGCGAGGAAGGUGACGCUUCUGGAGACAGUGAAAUGGAUUUCUUGCGUAGUCUCUUCUCUCGGACUCUGGGCCUGAGCCCUGCAGAGAAAGUCCUCGAUGAACUGAGCGUUGAAGCAGUUGCUCGUUAUAUGCAGAGUGGAAAAUGCAAGAACGUGGUCUGUAUGGUUGGUGCAGGAAUAUCAACCUCGGCCGGCAUCCCUGAUUUCCGCUCUCCUGGAACCGGUCUGUAUUCCAACCUGCAGAAAUACAAUCUGCCGUACCCCGAGGCCAUCUUUCAGAUCGACUACUUCAAGAAACAUCCAGAACCUUUCUUUGCUUUGGCUAGAGAGCUUUACCCAGGACAGUUCAAGCCCACCGUGUGCCAUUACUUCAUAAGGAUGCUAAAGGAUAAAGGCCUUCUCAGACGCUGCUAUUCACAGAACAUUGAUACUUUAGAGAGAGUGGCUGGACUGGAAGGAGAGGACCUGAUUGAAGCCCAUGGAACCUUUCACACUUCACACUGUGUGAGUUUCCUCUGCCGGAAGGAGUACAGCAUGGAGUGGAUGAAAGACAAGAUCUUUUCUGAGGACAUCCCUAAGUGUGACGCCUGCAACAGUCUGGUCAAACCUGAUAUUGUGUUCUUUGGUGAGAAUCUACCAGCUCGGUUCUUCAGCGCAAUGAAAAAGGAUUUCCCUCAGUGUGAUCUUCUUAUCAUAAUGGGCACGUCUCUGCAGGUUCAACCCUUUGCGUCUCUUGUCAGCAGAGUCCCUAAUAGCUGUCCUCGGCUUCUCAUCAACAUGGAGAAGGCAGGACAGUCUGAUUUUGCAAUGGGCUUGCUGGGAUUUGGAGGUGGAAUGGAUUUUGAUUCAGAUAAAGCCUACAGGGAUGUUGCACAUUUGAGUACGUGUGAUGACGGUUGCUUGGCUCUAGCAGAGCUGUUGGGCUGGAAGGCUGAACUAGAGGAGCUGGUGAAGCGCGAACACGCUCUUAUUGACAGCAAAGAUGCAAAAAAGAAAGGUGAACAGACGACUAGGAGCUCAGCGGCUCCCGAAAAAGAGGUCAAUAAUGCAGAGACAGAGAAGACAAAGUAAUCAGCCGGGGAGUAAAAUGAAAAAGGAAUAAAUUCCAGUCUUUUUUUUCUCAAA